AUGAACCCCCAAGGGAUGACACACCCGCAUAGUGGGGUAGGUGUCGAGCGUGCUGAGGAUGAGUUCGCGGAGCUCAGCAAGCAGCUCUCGAGCAUCUUUCAUAAAAACGGACGGUACUCCCACCUGGGAAAAAAGGAUGCGGGCCAGAAUGAUGUUGAAGUCUCUUCGGCAACAGAGGGGCAGUGGGACUUUGAAACUGCGCUUCGGGGUAACCAGGCCGCAAAAGUCAAGGCAGGAAUAAGACCCAAGUGCAUUGACUCCUUCAAUGUCCCGGGAACCCUCAUGAGCAUGUUAGGGAUUGGGAAGAAGGGCAAAGAGUUUGAGAUUCUAAAGAGUUUCAAUGGGGUGGUCAAACCGGGCGAGAUGGUGUUGGUUCUUGGCAAGCCGUCCUCGGGCUGCACGACGUUCCUCAAAGUCAUCGCCAACCAGCGGUUUGGCUACACCGGUAUUGAUGGGGAGGCAUUCUAUGGACCUUUCGAUGCCGAAACCUUCGCCAAACGAUUUCGUGGCGAGGAUGCGUAUAAUCAAGAAGAUGACAUCCAAUCAUCCUACUCUUACGGUUCGCCAGACCCUUGGUUUUGCAUUGGACACGAAAACGUCGGGCAAGCGACCUGCUCGCAUGUCAAAGGCGAAGUUCAAGGAGAAGAUUAUUCAUCUCCUAUUGAAGAUUUCGUACGAGGUGUUUCUGGCGGAGAACGGAAACGCGAUAACACCACCCGUGGCUUGGAUCCAUCCACAGCUCUAGAUUAUGCAAAAUCUCUUCGAGUAAUGACAGACAUUUACGAGACUACGACGUUCGUAUCAUUAUAUCAAGCCUCCAAGAAUAUUUAUAGCCAAUUUAACAAGGUCAUGGUUAUCGAUCAAGGGAAUCAAGUUUUCUUUGGGCGCACGCCAGAAGCUCGUGGUUAUUUCGAAGACCUAAGUUUCAAGGAGAAGCCUCGUCAGACUACCCCAGACUACUGA
Messenger RNA from Paracoccidioides lutzii Pb01, 963 nucleotides. RefSeq lists its product as hypothetical. The coding region runs from base 1 to 963 and encodes 320 amino acids. The record is from RefSeq and is a predicted model, not a curated record. The transcript is spliced from 5 exons.